AUGGUCGAGCUGGAUGAUAUCCGUAUAGAUAACGAAUAUAAAGGAAUAGACGGUAAACAGGAGAGUGUUAAUGAUGCCUUGCAGGAUCUGGAGCUUCAGAGGGAAAAACUUGAAAUAGUUGCUAAUAAUGAUGAUGAUCAAGAUGUUCGAAAUAUACUCAACUUUUUGGGUCAAGCUGAAAUUCUGAACAGUAAAGAAACCACUGAGGCUAGAAGAAACAGAUUAGCAGAGCUUGUGGCUAGCAGGACAGAAUUUCUAACCGUGUAUGAGGAAUAUAAGAAGGGCGGGGGGCUCCAUAAUGAGGAAGAAGAUGAGGAGGAGGAAGAGUUUUACACACCUGCGAGUGAGGAACUCGUCAAAGCAAGGAGAUUCCUAGUUAAAUACUCUAUCAACAAAUCUAAAGAAAGACUACGAUCGGAGAAAGAGCGUGCUCUUAAGGCUUCAGUAAAACAUGAAAUAAACAAAAGAAGAGUUUUCAACAAAGAGCUUCAAAACUUCGAAUUGAGUGGAUCACAAGUUGCUUCCAUAAGGCCAAUAUCAAAGAUUGCGAUUGCUCCAAAUGAUGAAGUGUUUGCGACAGGUGAUUGGAACGGAGAUUUGAAAUUGUUCAAUUCAAAAACAUUGGAACCAACGGUUAAAAUCGAUAACGUUCACUCCGGUAAAAUAGGUGGAUUGGAUUGGAAUAAGACGGGGGGUAUGCUUGUUACAGGUGCAGAAGAUGGAAUGGUAAAAUUGUAUAGUUAUACAAGCAAUGAAAUAAAGGAGACAACCGUGCUGAAAGGACACGAGAAAAGAGUAGUAGCCACUAAAUUCCAUCCCAGUACCAGAUUUCUCGGUAGCACUUCUUUUGACACAACAUGGAGGUUAUGGGAUAUUGCUACUUCUCAAGAACUUCUUCUGCAGGAAGGGCAUUCAAAAGAGGUAUAUUCUUUGUCUUUCCAAGGCGACGGUUCUUUGGUAUGCACCGGAGGACUCGAUAACACAGCGCUUCUUUGGGAUAUUAGAUGCGGGAAAUCAAUAAUGACUUUAAAUGGCCAUUCAAAGCCAGUAUAUUGUGUUGAUUGGUCAUGUAAUGGAUACAACGUUGCGACCGGAGGUGGUGAUGGACUCAUUAAUAUUUGGGAUAUAAGGAAAACUAAUCUGGUGAACACCAUUCUUGCACAUAACAAUAUCAUCAGUGACCUGCGUUUCGCAAAGCAAGACAGUAAAUGCCUUGUUUCAUGCAGUUACGAUAAAAAAAUUAAUAUUUAUAGUAGUGAUAACUGGUUAAAAGUGAAAACUCUGGAGGGUCACUCUCAUAACAUAUUAAGUGUCGAUAUGACAAAUAAUGCAAAAGCACUUAUCAGUGGGGGUUGGGAUAGGUCAGUAAAAUUAUGGCAUCCAUAG
This is a messenger RNA of Kazachstania africana CBS 2517, 1386 nucleotides long. It is a transcript of the gene PRP4, whose product is annotated as U4/U6-U5 snRNP complex subunit PRP4. Gene Ontology annotation, biological process: mRNA splicing, via spliceosome. NCBI's taxonomy places the organism in Eukaryota, Fungi, Ascomycota, Saccharomycetes, Saccharomycetales, Saccharomycetaceae. Gene Ontology annotation, molecular function: protein binding; U4 snRNA binding; U6 snRNA binding. Gene Ontology annotation, cellular component: U4/U6 x U5 tri-snRNP complex. The record is from RefSeq and is a predicted model, not a curated record. The transcript has a single exon. Bases 1 to 1386 code for a protein of 461 amino acids.